This is a messenger RNA of Triticum aestivum (bread wheat), 1292 nucleotides long. RefSeq names its product serine/arginine repetitive matrix protein 1. The record is from RefSeq and is a predicted model, not a curated record. The transcript is spliced from 6 exons. Lineage: Eukaryota; Viridiplantae; Streptophyta; Magnoliopsida; Poales; Poaceae. The coding region runs from base 1 to 723 and encodes 240 amino acids.
AUGGGAAGACAUCUUUGUUGCUUCCGCGACGCGGCCGCACUAGUCUGCUGCAUCAACGCCGCCGGACGACCCCAGCACCGCCGCCGGCCCGCCACCGCCCAGCACCGCCGCCGGCCCGCCCCUCCCCGCCACCGCGGCCCUUCCCCGCCCCUCCCCGCCACCGCAGCCCUCCCCUGCGCCCGUCCCUCCACCGUUCUAGGCCGCGGCACCGCCCCCUCCCCGCGGCCCUCCCGGCCACCGCGGCCCUCCCGGCCACCGCGGCCCUCCCGGCCACCGCGGCGUGCCCCGCGGCCCUCCCCGCCACCGCAGCCCGCCUCUCCUCUCCAGUCCUCACCUCAGAGCUCAGACCAUGGAUCUCGUGGCGCCGGCGGCCGCACGCCCGCUGCACCGGAUCUGAAGCUUCUCCUCCCCCUCUUCCUCACCCCGGUCAGAUCUUCUUCGUCUCGUGUUCCUCCCCGCGCCGCCGGCCGCUGGUCCCCGACCUCAUCCCACCAUGGAUUUGACACCCCCGUGCUCUUCUUCUCUUCAGGCAGGAUCGACUUCCUUCUCAAUAGUGAAAUUUCUUCUGUUGUUCAAGUGAGAGAAACAUGCAGAGUCCUUCUCAGGGAGGAGUUCGAGGACAGUCUUGAAAAUCCAGAUCCGGUACCUUUGGCGUUGUUGACGACAGACCAAGCUAACCUUGCGGUUCAGGCGGACUCGAAUGUUGGAUCUGGAUGCGGGUAGCAAAUUGGCGGCGGUGGUACUGAGAGGGCGAACUGCAGCGAGCGGUGUCGUCGAGGGGCUUCGCCGACAGCAUCCGCAGUUAACGUACAGGGUCAACCCUCAUGCCCCUGGUUGGUCUAAGAGGUCUCCCCAUCAUCAGGAGUUGAAAAAACAGCCUGGAACAUCCAGAUCCAGUGCCCCUAGUCCUGUUGCCACUGCACAAGGCGAAGCCGACGAGUGCUGGAGGAUUUGAACUGCGUGUCUGGCUAUGUGCAAGAGGUCAGUGGCCGCAGCCAGUGAAGAGCAGGAGGUGAGGUCCGUCGAAGGAAGAAUGCUUCCCCGGCUCAGUCCGCACAAUCCACAUUAAAGGUUAACCCGGAGGCACCAUGAUGGACUAAAAGAUUUGCUUAAGAUCACGUAAGCUUGGGUUGGUGGAGUGCUUGUAUUUAGUUUUUGUUUUGACCUUGUGAAACUUGCUACCUAUGGAUGAAACUGUGUAAUAUUGAUGAAACUAUGUAUAUGUAUGGAUGAAACUUGCUACUAUUGUUAACAUGUGUUGGAUAUAUAUGUGUCCAUGACUAUUGGUAAUA